This is a messenger RNA of Aspergillus piperis CBS 112811, 1190 nucleotides long. RefSeq lists its product as uncharacterized. The transcript is spliced from 3 exons. The coding region runs from base 1 to 798 and encodes 265 amino acids. Lineage: Eukaryota; Fungi; Ascomycota; Eurotiomycetes; Eurotiales; Aspergillaceae. The record is from RefSeq and is a predicted model, not a curated record.
AUGGUCGCUAUCACUGCAUCGAAACACCAUCUGGCCAUCGCAGAGAUAGUCCUCUUUUGCCUCGUCCAACUCAUCCAGUUCAUUACCCGGUACUCCCAGGAAUGGCGGUACUGGCACCACACCAAGCGCAAGUCACAUCCGCGGUGCAUCUUCUACGCCUGGUUCGGAAUGAUCGGGCUGCUCGCGCAAGUACGCAUUGCCAGUGCAGCGAUCGUGCUUUCCGAUCCUCACCCGAACAAGACCAAACUCAUAGCCGAGCAGUCUCUCCAACACAUCGGAUUAUCCCCCCUGCUCUUUGAAAUGAGCCUCGUCCUCUUGCGCAGCGGCCAAACGGGUCGAUCAGGCCCCGUAAACUCGCGAUACCCCAGAUUCACCCGCUUUGCCCUGCACUUCUUCCACUUCCCCGUGUUCUUCGGCAUCGUGCUCCUCAUUGUCGCAGCCUGCACGGGUAUCCGCGCCUGCGCCCUCGCCGGGGCUAUUGUACUGGUCCUUGCCUUCGCGGUCGGGGUCUUUCUCACCGCGUGGCUGGCCAUCGGCUAUCGCACGGUACUGCCGGCCGCAGGCCGGCACUGUGUUCUGCUGGUCCUAUGCGCUGUUCCCAUGUAUACCGUUCUCAUUGCGUACGCGCUUUUGACCGAGUUUGGCCCGGCAACAUUCAAAUCAGGCCACGAGCAGGUCGGGGUCACGGUUGGUAUGGGACUCUUGAUGGAGCUUGCGAUCAUCACGUUGUUGUUCGCAGCGCGUACUGUGGCGGAGCCGUUUUGGGCGACGGACUGUGUUGAGGGUGUACAGGCUUGACUGAAUAAUGGGCUCGGAUAUAGGCGGGUAGCUGUCAGACAGAUAAGAUUGCUUAGAUUGGCAAGUCAAUAGAUUACUGUUUGAAGGUUCGCAGACUCAAAGCACCAUAGUGCUGCGACAACCGCUGUAGCCACCCUUCAAUCCAUGCCUUCGUUGGAGAAUCACCCACUUCAUAGGCCACGCGCAGGGGGAACGCCAUCCGUAAUGGUCCCAACAGCCCGCACGCGGUAUACUCGACGGAUUUACAGAUCUGGUCGCGGUAGAAUACCAUAUACAUCGCCUGGGUGCUGGGAAUUCCGAAGCUUGUGGUUCGCAGCACCUGGUGCACAAUAGUCAUGUAGGCAUAGUAGGCGCAGAAUAUCGGCGCGGUGUCAGCACUGGCAUAGUAGAAC